GAAAGACGGAGUUCAGAGCUAUAAAUCGCUGCAAAGCUAGUGCCUCCAUGAAGGGCUGCUUGGGAGGCCCAGUCUGGCUAGUGGGCAGUGUGCCUUCACGGGGAAGGUCAUAGCAUUAUCUAAGAGCCUAAUGUUAGAAAAACCUGAGCUCCUUCCUACCCUGACUGGAGAUUGUUUCUUCAUCUAGCCCUUGCUAGGCUCACUAUUAUGUCUGGUUUCAUAGGUUGGUGGUUUAUAUUCUUUUUAUCAUAGUCAAGUUUUAGGAUGGAGCACUUUUAAAGACCAUAUAGUGUAAAUUUCUUAUUCUACCCUUGAGAAAAUAAAAGUGAAAUGCCAAGUGAUGGAGCCAAGAACCAGAGCAUGCCAGAAUAUACAGAGGACAGAAGUUUCCCAAUUUUCCAUGGUCCUGACUGGCCAUCAAACUGACUAUUAUUGGAGCAGUCUAUAUGUCAUAGUCUGACAUGUAGUCAUUAAAUGCAGAGUGAAGGUCAGAAAAUUGACAUGAAUUUAAGAUGGGGAACAAACUUAAGUUUAAAGUUAUGUAACUCCUGGAAUUGUGCUGGAAUUGUGAGGAAACAUAGUAGUUUCCUCAAUCAUAGUGACUCUAUUGGCAGAUCUAUACAGGCUUCCUGAGGUUUGAGGUACUCUCCAAUAACUGUGAGCCCUGACUCCUGUAUUAGGGAAUAGUAAUGAGGGAAGCUUCCCACAGUAUCCCUUCUCAUCAUCCUAAUAUGUUUUGGUGUUGACAGUUAUUUAUCUUUUGCAUGUUUCUCCCUACCUUCUACAGUUUUGAAACAACAGUGGGAUAUUUUGGAAUGAAGCCAAAGACUGGAGAGAAGGAGAUCACCCCCAGCUAUGUGUUUAUGGUGUGGUUUGAGUUCUGCAGCGACUUCAAGACAAUUUGGAAACGGGAGAGUAAGAACAUAUCUAAAGAAAGAUUGAAAAUGGCUCAGGCAUCUGUCAGCAAAUUGACAUCAGAGAAGAAAAUAGAAACAAAGAAAAUUAAUCCCACUGCUAGUCUGAAAGAGCGACUUCGUCAGAAGGAAGCAAGUGUGGCCACCAGCUAAGAUGGAAACAGAAAGAAAUUACAGUUCGAGAGGAGGCGACCCAAUGCUCCUCUAGACACAAGUGCCAUGGGGAGUUCUGACAGAUCUGUUACAGAACGUUUGCUUUGCUUAUCUCCUUCUGAGGUCGUCUGCACCAAGUGCCCUGUGCCUUCUUGGAGAAGUCCCUUGUUAAUCCACAGGAACAAUGCAAUGCUAUGUAUGGGAAUAUUACAGGAAUAUUUAAUUGUUUCUUAAAGAAGUCCAAAGUCCACCCUAUAAAAGAAUCAGGAGAUGUACCAAAUUUUUUCACAUCUUGCUUUAUGCUGAAAUUCUAAGCUUUCCAAUGUAUAACCAUCAUGUUAUAAAAGAGGUACAUCUUUUAUGGUGAUUGCCUUGAGGGAACUCAAGCCUUGUACCAUAUGUACUAUAUUUUUUUUUGUAUUGGUCUUAAUCUAGAGCCAGUUGUACCAAGCUCCUAUGGCAUUUUUCAUCAAAAAUGUUGAAACUUACCAGAACUGCUUUUAGAGAUUUAACACUGUGUAUCUCCCAGACUAGGGAAAUAAUUUUUGAUGAGGACAAUGAUGAUAUAAUGAAAAGGAAAUAAAUUAAAAUUUCACAUGGGUGGAGAGAGAGACAAAUACCCAUAAACCUCAUCCUGGAGUCUAAGUUAGGAUGCUGGGAGUGAACAUUAGCUGUUGAGAUAGGUCCACUCAGUUAACAUGGCUUCCUGGCCAGUAGAGAUUCUGUACCAACUUCUGGUAUAAACGGGGCAGGAACAGACUUGGAUCCAGUACCCGUUUGGACAAGGGACCAUGUGAGUAGCAAAUGAAUGCUUGCAGACAUGCAGAUGAGGUCUACAUUGUAUUCCACCACUUGCAACUUGGUCUAUUUCACCACUCCCAGCAGUUUCUAGACAGGAGGGCAAAUGCUCCUACCUACCUUUUAUCAUGACCUUGACUUGUAAGCAUGUGAAGGAAAGUAGCCAGUUUGCUGUCUAAAAACAAGAUCAGAAAAACAAUGUUCUUUACAGUAAAGUGAAAACAGGGUGGUUGUGUUAGUACUGACCUCUGAAUGGACUGUCAGGGACAGGUUGUGUUUUCUAACUCUGGCCCUUAAACCACAGAAAAAAAAAA
This is a messenger RNA of Cricetulus griseus (Chinese hamster), 2179 nucleotides long. Lineage: Eukaryota; Metazoa; Chordata; Mammalia; Rodentia; Cricetidae. The record is from RefSeq and is a predicted model, not a curated record.